CAGUAUAUGGUACUACAUGAAAUGCCCCGUGGCCGCAUUUGCUGUUCAGAGUAAAAUUAGUCGCUGACAUAUGCCAUAAGCUGUGCUGUUUGUCGCGGUUCGCUGGAAAGUAACCGGCUCACAGUAGCCCGGUAUUACAUGCGCUCCUUUUCUGCUUUUAUUAAGCAGACCAUAAUAGUACACAGGGCCUAGUGAUUUAAUUCUGACCGCGGCACCCCAAAGCAUACAAGUCAUUUAUGUAGCGUGUUUUGUGAACGCGUCUGUUUUCUGUAACGUGUACGUCCGUGUGUUCCUGUCUGGGGUACUUUAUUAAUGUAGAUUUUGAAACAAAUUAAUGGCUUGCGUGAACGUGGUAGGGCUAUCGUUUUUGCUUUUUCAAAAAACUUUUGUAGUAGUUUCAUUUAGACAAAAUCUUGCCCAAUAUGCGGACAACAUAUUCUACCGGUGUCCUUUUCGGAAACAGGCGGUAAGAACGUCACGUCGCAGUGCUCCCUGUUUAUCUGUUUUGCGGCAAUAAGGUGUUUAUUACCUAAGUAACUGUUUUUUGGGCUUAUCCUUUUAGUAGUUAUAUGAAAUUCUAUUAUUUCCGCAGGGUACCGUUUUUUAUUUUAACUUCGUCGUGCUUUUAAAAUGUGUUAAUUACUUAUGCUAUUUCUCUGCCGUUUGACUUAUAAUUCGUAUUUUGAACGUUUGUUUUAAGAAAUCAGUGUGAGGCUGGAGCUGUCCAGCAAAAGGUCAGCGGUUUUGAUGACGUUAGAGGAAAAAAUAGCUUUCGCUUCUAAUUGCUAACUUUUGAUACGCAAACACGCCCAUCGCUAAUGAAACCUUUAUGUGUUUUAAGUCUGUUAAUCCUCUGAUCUCUUCGUCCAGGUUGCUCCUGAUUAAAAGGCUGCCACGGCAGAUGUAGCCGCGCCGGUGCCCUCGAUGGCGUAUGAACCAGCCGCAGAUCAGGUUUCCGACCGGGGCACAGAGUGCGCGCUUAUGCUUCAGGUGCUUCGGAUAAUGUAUAGGAGAGUCGGGGGUUCUGAUCAUAUGUCCUGUUUUAAUGGGUCCUGUCAGACUGAGACACAGGAGUGUUCGGUCUUUGGUGUGUGCUCGCCGGAUAAACAGGUUUAGGCUAUUUAGUGUCCGCUUUUUUUUUUUUUAGGAUCGGACUCCGGAACCCGGAUACGUGCCCCGGCAUAAUUUUGGUAGUCCUGGUGGCUGGACUUGUUAAACUUCCGUUGAAACGUCUCAUAAGAAAAUUGCUUGAAAUUAUUAUAAAUUUAUAAUAUAUCUAGUCACAUUUUUUUUGUUAAUGAAUUUAGGAUUUAAUGUGCACUUAUUACACACCUAUAGCCUACGUGACUAAGAGUCGUACUUUGCUCUCAUCUUAUAAGUCGCAAUCCGCACACACUUUAUUUUCGACAGAAUUGUAUUUAUUAAUCAUGACUUUACUUGUUUUUAUUAGCUUAGUUUCAGCUUAUUUCAAUAAGCUUGACAAUUAAGUGUUUUUAAAAUCCUUAAGUCUCACGCAAAUGUUACGUACGGUCUAGACAUUACUGAAAAGAAGGGAGAUUUCUUAUUAAACGGUGCAUCGUGGGCGGGGUAAGAAAAACAAUCUCUUAUGGGCGAAGAAUAUUUUUCCCAUUCUUGUAUUUUAUGUUAAAAGAAGAGACAAGUGGUUAGUGAGUCUGGUCCCCUGUCCAAAGUGCUGAAACUUUGCUCAAAUUUUGUAGGCAAAUGGCUCUGCAUCAGAAACUAGAAUUUCAAAAGAAAAAGGAUCAGAUUCGGAUUCUAAAUAAUAAAAUAGUUCAAAUGGCGGUUACUGUCGUUUGUUAUUGUUUAAUAUAAUAAAUAUUCAAUCAGCUGAUCAAACCACGAGUUAUUAGGAAAAGAGCAGCUGACAACUGCAAGAAAGUGGAAAACUGGCGUUCAGUUCAAGAAAAAUGCCCCCCAGAAAGAAAUGUGGGAAUCAAUAGGACUGACGGGAUAUAAUGACGCUAAAACCCCUGGCUAUUCACUUCCAAAAUGCAGAGAUGGAUGGACAAACUUUAAUAUAUCAAAUGGUUGUUAUAGGCUUGGUACAUUUCAAGGUAUUAUUAGUGCUCACACAAAUUGAGAAGCGGAGACUGAUAUAAAAUUGUCUUUACAGCAGCCUACUACUUUCGUUUUUAUAAAGAAUAGCGACGAGAGGAACGGAAGACGUGUUAAGCACGCAAAUUGUUCAGUGGGCAAGUUUUGUGGAAAAAAUUGCCGUCAAUCAGCUGUCGAUCAUGUGACUGAUCCCUCUAGAGGUAGAUGGUAUUAUCCUAAAGUGGCUUUUGGUUUUCAUUGCAUCAAGACAUUGACUGGGAAAUAUUCGGGAAACAUCCUAAUGUGCGCUUAAAUCAUUUAAAUAUUAAAACGCCAAAUCCUACCAAUUCGGUGCUAAUAGAUAGUGGACAGUUAAUCGGUUAACACGAGAACUGAGAGUUUUGCUCUCCUCGUUUUGUACCUUUAUUUUCAUGCGUGCUUUCCCGCAAAGUGCCCACUCCGUUUCUUUAGAAGUUCAAUAAUUCAAUGAAGGUGGAGAGUAAUAUGGGCGACGCGGCGAGCGGCGGCCGUGGUAGCGGCACCAGCGAAUGCUGCAUCAGCCGACUCCUCAGUGUGGUGGAGAGCGAGCUGCAGGCCGGCCGGGAGAAAGGGGACCCCACGGAGAAGCAGCUUAAGGUCAGCCUGGAAGAGGCUGAACUUUGGAAGAAAUUCAUGGAUGCCACUAAUGAAAUGAUUGUCACUAAGAACGGCAGGAGGAUGUUCCCGGUCCUGAAGGUCAGCGUGUCCGGCCUGGACCCCAAUGCUAUGUACUCCAUCCUGCUCGAUUUCGCCCCCGCCGACACCCACCGCUGGAAGUAUGUGAACGGCGAGUGGGUCCCUGCGGGCAAGCCGGAGCCACACAGUCACAGCUGCGUUUACAUCCACCCCGACUCGCCCAACUUUGGGGCUCACUGGAUGAAAGCGCCUGUCUCCUUCAGCAAGGUCAAGCUGACCAACAAGCUGAAUGGAGGAGGACAGAUCAUGCUCAACUCCUUGCAUAAGUAUGAGCCCCAGAUCCACAUUGUCCGAGUCGGAGGCAACCACCGAAUGGUCACCAACAUCUCCUUCGCAGACACGCAGUUCAUCGCUGUCACCGCCUACCAGAACGAGGAGAUCACUGCCUUGAAGAUUAAGUACAAUCCAUUCGCCAAGGCGUUCUUGGAUGCCAAGGAGCGGAACCACCCCAAAAACCUGGCAGAAGUUCCAGCGGAGAGCCAGCAUGUUGGACUGUCUCACCUAGGUGGCUGGCUGAUUUCCAACGGCGACAGCCUCUGCUCCCCUGGCAGUGCUAACUACCCCUACGGCGGAGCUCUGCCACUCGCCGCACCCCAUGGGUAUGAGCGCUACCCCCCCCUGCGGGGGCACCGCCCUGCCCCUUACCCAUCCUCCUACAUUCACCAUCGAAACCACAGCUCAGGUGGGCAGACAGGCGGGGGUGCGCUGGGAAGUCACGGGAACGUUUCCUCGGCAUGGUCUGUCCUCCCCUCUCUCUGUCACUCAGUGUCCCUGUCCGAGGCCAGUCCCGGAGGCCUGCAGGUGUUUCCCGGACAUGACAACUGGACCCCCCUGUCUCCGUCAGCCCACCACAGCAUGCUGCCGGUCUCUGCCACGUCCUCCACACCCGGAAGUAGCAGCCAGUAUCCGUGCCUGUGGACAGUGAGCAGCUGCAAUGUCAACCCUGGGCCAGCAGGAGGCAGUGUAAGCUGCUCCCAAGGCCAGGGGCUGCAUGCGGACCGGAGUCCCGCCUCCUCCUCACCUGGCUCUGUGCUGCAGGGUCACACCCAAGUAGGCACAGAAACGGUGGUGGAGCAGCACGGUCACAUUCGGCUGGGUGGGGCCGGGUGGGCCGCAGUCUCCGCCCAUUCCUUUUGAAGGACAUCAGUAGACAUCUCAGGGACUGGCCUCCCGUGGACCUUAGACUCCCUCUACCUAGUAACUUGGCAUAAAUGGAUGAAUGUGUUUUGAUUUUUAUGAACGCGUAUUAUUCUGCCAAGCUGAGGACAAAACACUGGUCACUUUUUUGCUAUUCAUGCUAUCAGUGGCAAAGUGAGUUAUAAAUGUUGCUCUCGGCCUAAAUGUCUAUUUUCUUUGUUCUCUUGAAAUUGCUAUCAAUUCACUGUCCCGAACUCCCUUCUGUGGUUAUGGACAAUCAAAUUGUCAGCUUGUAACUUUGUGUGAUGUGCCUUAGUCACGUGACUCUAAGUUUGUGAAGCGUUAUAAAAACUCCGCAGAGUUACUUCAGCGUAAACAGCUUAAUGUACAUAGCUACUUGUCAAGGUCACCUAUAAAUCCUAAUGUGUUGAUAACUGUAAAAUUCCUGGCGUAAGUUUCUUUUUUGAAGCUAAAAUACUGGAAAAGGGUUAACUUUCUGUGUAAAUAAUGUAUUUGCUGUGGAAAUCUGCAUGAAAUUGUGUUGUCUAAUAAAAUAAACACGUGCA
Paramormyrops kingsleyae is the source of this 4493-nucleotide messenger RNA. Lineage: Eukaryota; Metazoa; Chordata; Actinopteri; Osteoglossiformes; Mormyridae. The record is from RefSeq and is a predicted model, not a curated record.